Cetraspora pellucida is the source of this 1539-nucleotide messenger RNA. NCBI's taxonomy places the organism in Eukaryota, Fungi, Glomeromycota, Glomeromycetes, Diversisporales, Gigasporaceae. The record is from the annotation of a GenBank genome assembly.
AUGGGUUCUCUUACUCUGGCAAUUUUGCAUCUAAUUCCUCAAACUUUUCAAGAAUGGUUAUCAGUCUUCUUGUUCAUAAUCUUGGCUUAUUCAACAAAAUUUUACUAUUCUUAUUUUACUCGUUAUAGUCCUUUACCAGGUCCAUUUCCACUUCCAUUAAUUGGAACCAUUUAUUUGUAUCAUGGUGAUUUAGCUGAAGUAUUUUUUAAUCUUCAGAAAAAAUACGGUGGAAUCUUUGAAUUAUAUAAUGGUCCUUCACGUGUAAUCUGGGUAGGGGAUACUCAACUUAUCAAGAAAAUACAUAUUCCUUCAACAAAAACGAACUUUCCUUUUCGCUCCAGGCAUCCAUGGAUUGAUGAAGUUGCAAUUAAUACCGUUGGAAAAGGAAUUUUUUUUAAUCAUAAUUUAGAAUCUUGGAAAUAUAAUAGAAGAAUUUUAACUCAAACAGUCAUGUUACCUUCAUUCUUACGACAAUUCUUGAAAACUACUGAACAAGUUUUUAAAGAAUUUCAAGGUUAUUUAAAUAAUUUGCAAAAAGAGUCUAAUAGUAAUGAAGUGGAUUUAUCUAAAUGGAUUGUCAAAAUUCAAGCUGAAUUAUCUUCUCGUACAACUACUGGUAGACCUGCAAAUACUUUAUUUUCUUAUUAUAAUAAGCUUUCUUCAAAUAGUUCAAAAGUCUUAAAAAUUAAAUCAACUGAAGAAUUAAUCAUUCGAUUUCGAACAUGGCUAGUUACUGCUCAAUUCGUUUAUUUCUUACCAAGAUAUUUAAGAUUUUGCCCUCCAUUAUUUUACUUUCAAUGGAAACAUCUGGAGAAUAUUCAAUGGUUGGAUAAUUAUUUAACUAAUCUUAUAAUUGACAGAAAAAAAGAAAUUGAAAACACUCCUAAAGUUAAGCCUUUAGGUCUUGACAUUUUAACUAUAAUUUGUACCGCAAAUACGGAAAGAGGUCCUCAAUUUAAUAAAUCAGGUGAUGAACCUGAUGAACCUAUGGAUGAUGAUAAUCUUAAACAAAAUAUGUUUGACGAUCCCAUUAUAAAAUCCAAAGUUUACGAAGAAGUCGAUCGUGUUUUUGGCAAUGAUAGAUCCCGUCCUAUGACUUACGAAGAUUUAGAAAAAUUAACUUACAUUGAUGCUUGCGUUAGUGAAUCUUUACGUCUAUUACCAACCAUCCCAGCUCUCUUUAAGCAAGCAACUAGUGAUGAUAACCUCGGUGAUUUUAAAUUUAAGGGUGGUCAAGAAUUUUUCAUCAAUUAUCAUUAUGUUCAUCAUAAUGAAACUUAUUGGCCUGAUCCAACUUUAUAUAAACCUGAACGGUUUCUUGAUAAAAAUUUUGAUAAACUUGGUUAUAUGCCAUUUGGUGGUGGAAUUAGGAUAUGUCCUGGACGUCAAAUGGGCUUAAAUACUGUUAAAACUAUAAUUUCUUUGAUUUUUAGAAAUUAUACUAUUGAUUUAAUUGAUCCUAAUGCUCCAUUAAAAAAAGUUUACGUUUGGGCUAAUGAAUGUGAAGAAUUAAAAUUUUAUCUUAGCCCGAAAAAUUAA